UUAGCUUGUUACAAACAGUUGAAAAAUAUGAUAUUAAUUUGGGUCGAUGGUCACAAAUGGCACCAAUGUUAACUCCACGUUCAGGAGCUGGUUGUGCAACAGUUGAUCAUUAUAUAUUUGCUUGUGGUGGAUUUGAUGGAACAAUUCAUUUAUCAAGUGUAGAACGAUAUGAUAGUCAAAUAAAUCAAUGGACAAAUGUGACAAGUAUGUCUGUUCGACGAUGUUAUUGUGGUUCAGCAUUUAUUCGAGGUCGUAUAGCUGUUAUUGGUGGUUAUGAUGGAACAUCUUUACUUGAUACAGUUGAAGUUUAUGAUAGUGAUAAAGAUGAAUGGACAAUUGAAAGUCAAAUGUUAACACCGAGAUGUGAUUCAGGUUUUGCUUGUGUCGCUUAUCGACAAUAG
Rotaria sp. Silwood1 is the source of this 401-nucleotide messenger RNA. The record is from the annotation of a GenBank genome assembly. NCBI's taxonomy places the organism in Eukaryota, Metazoa, Rotifera, Eurotatoria, Philodinida, Philodinidae.